AUGAUUCUUAAUCCUGAAAAUCCCUCUGAAGCUGAUAAAAUUGUUGUGGCUAAUGAUGGUAAAACUAAACAUGUUAUUUACUGUGCUUUGAAGCAACAAGAGUUCACUAGAGUCAAGAAUUGCAAGUCAGUUAAAGAAAUAUGGGACUCUCUUCAGGCUGCCCACGAAGGAAGUACUGUCAUUAAAGAAAACAAGAUUCAGCUCUAUAAUGUUCAAUAUGAAGCUUGUAAGAUGGAGGAAAAGGAAACUGUAGCUGAGUAUUUGUUUAGGAUCAAUGACAUUGUCAACAAUAUGAAAUCCCUUGGUGAAGACAUUAAAGACUCUGAUGUUUGCAAGAAAAUACUUAGGUCUCUUACACCUAGAUUCAAUGCAAAGGUUACAAUUCUUGAGGAUAAAGACUUAUCUUAA
This is a messenger RNA of Cornus florida, 408 nucleotides long. RefSeq lists its product as uncharacterized. The transcript has a single exon. Lineage: Eukaryota; Viridiplantae; Streptophyta; Magnoliopsida; Cornales; Cornaceae. The record is from RefSeq and is a predicted model, not a curated record. Bases 1 to 408 code for a protein of 135 amino acids.